AUGAGCGUGGCUGCAUUACCUGAGCGCGAGGUGAAUCAGCUUCAUUUCUACUUACUGUGGAGGAACGAGAAGCAGAGAGAUAUGCGUCGAGUGAACAAAGUGGACGUUGUCCACCCAAAGGUUCCUGAUCCCCAGGAGCAUCUGUCACAGUAUUUCAGGAGCAAAUUAGGAGAAAGCCUGUAUGUGGAACCGGCAGAAUUUGACACAUCGGACAAGGACAUUGAAGUGACGUGUGGAUCCUACAACAGCCUCCAUGAUCCACACUUGAAGAAAUUCUUCAAUGAGCGGAAAAGGAAAGAACUUCUUUUUAAACAGGGCCUCAUCACCCAGGACGAUCAGGUCCUGUGCUCGCUGAAAGAGCUGAAUCGGUACAUGCGCUACAUCCAAAGAGUUCAGCUCAGCUGGAACAAACUUUUCCAGCAAGAACAGAAGAAGCUCCUGAAGAAGUUCAUGGUGCUAAAACUUGAUGGUGGAGUUCCUGAGAACAUCAGCACAGCUCAUUUAAAAGACUGGCUUAUCCAUAGAGGCAGAACCACCUUCAGGAAAAUCUACAAGAAAAACAUCAAACAAGGCAGCAAUCUGAACAAUGCUGAAAUGGCCUGGGAGGUGACUCAAAGAAUCCAGCUGGACGAACUAGAGAAAGACGUUCUUAGAGAGCUCCGGAUUGAACAUCGUAUCCCACCAAUGGAGGUUCCAUCUGAAGUGAAAAACCUGAGAGAAGGAAUAUUUGCACCAUCCUGCUCGCCUGAAUCAACCUUGUUGAUUGCUGAUGACCAGGCCAAUGGCACUACGUUGGCUCAGGAUUUGAGCCGUGGCUCAUCACUUGUGUCUCCACCCACUGGAACCUCAAUCCAGAAAACCAGUCAAUUGACUGAUGAGGCUGCUGCAAUACUGGAGGAUCUUCUAGGCCUGGGUUUAAAACCAGCGAGAUCUGGGACCAAAUCAGGGAGUUCCUCUUUUUAUAAGAGCGCUGUAGUAAUGACCUCCAACGAUGCUGUGAAUUCACCCCCCUUGCUAACAACGGCUGAGAAGUUGGUGCUGGAUGUGCUGAACAGUUCUGUGUCUUUGAUAACAUAUAGUAACAAGGCUGACGAUUUUAAGAACUCUGACAUGGAUCUUGAACCUCCAAGUCCGUCAGUGUCUCCUGUUUUCUCUCCUGAAAGGAUCACAGAGAGAAAUGUUACUACACCUCAUGAAGAAACAAGAACUACCCUCCAGCUCUUCAAUUCAGAAGACUCUGAGAUCACCUCACAUAAAUUCAGACCUGGUAGAAUGUGCCAGUCUGCUACCAGCCCAACUACAAAACAUGUACAAAUAGAUAAACUCAGUGAGCAUGUUGUUGAACACACCCUGGACAUGGUAAUAUCAGUGCUUGAAAGUGAAGGACUUUUGCCACUGCAGAAAUCAUCAAACGUGCCUGAUGUAUCUUCAUCAUCUUCAAACAAAUCUGUGGAAUCAGACUUGUUGGCAUGUUGUGGCACCACAGACAAAAGCCAGAGUCCGACCCAGAGUUCAUGCUCGGAUUCCGAUUCCCAGCUGAGCUUAGAAGCAAGGAAGGUCGUAAGUGAGACUCUGGUGGAACUCCAAAAGAAAUUAUCAGAUGAGUCUUUAAUUCGAACCUACUCACCAGAGAACACUGAUGCCAUCAAUGAGCUUAUCAAUGGCAUCCUGAAGCAGAUUCAGGAAUCACCCAGCUUGGAUGGCAAUCAGCUUAACUCAUCCAGCUCCUCAGAAAGCACCUUCAGGUCAUUUUCAGAUGCUCAGUCUGGUUGGGACAGUGAACUUACAGAUGUAGCUGGAGAUACUGUUAGUUCUUGGUUUCUAGAUGAGUUCAACAUACCUGAGUCAUGCUUUGAUGAAGAUCUUCCUGCUGACCAGAACUGGCUGGAAUUGCUGACUGAAACUCAUCUAGAUUUAUGGCUAUGUGCUUUAAUUGCAGAGGAGGUCAUGAAGAUUCACUCUCUUUCACAAACUGAGGCAAAAAAUGAGAGAGCAGAGGACACUUCCCUAAAAAACACCAGCACUAUAGACGUCCCUAAGACGAGUGGAAGUGAUUCAGAUGCUUCUACCAGCGACACUGCUGAAAACCCAACUGGCACCAAACAGAAGAAGACAACAAAAGCUCGCAAUUUCUUCAGAAGGGCCUGGAAAGCAUUGAAACAGACAUUCACCAGGCGCUCCAACAAGAUAGCCCCGAUCUGAUUUUCCACCAUUUUUAACAUUACCCACCAUUUUUAACAUUACCCA
Messenger RNA from Trichomycterus rosablanca, 2247 nucleotides. RefSeq lists its product as uncharacterized. The record is from RefSeq and is a predicted model, not a curated record. The transcript is spliced from 10 exons. Bases 1 to 2202 code for a protein of 733 amino acids. Gene Ontology annotation, cellular component: mitochondrion. Lineage: Eukaryota; Metazoa; Chordata; Actinopteri; Siluriformes; Trichomycteridae.